CAAUCCGACGAGCAGGUCCAAAUUCACUUCCAUCGAAUGGGAGACCGUCGAACGUAACUGCGACUCAACUUGAAUGUCGUCGCCGUGGCCUUUUUGGGACCUGCCCACGUGAUCAUGGCACUCUCCGUGUAAAAGGCCGGAGGCGACAAAAUUUUCUUUUCAUCUCUUCCCACUUAACUCUCAUCAUCCCAUCCCUCCCUCUUCCCAUCAACGAAAAUGGCCGAGAACAAAAGGGUCAAGACACCUCAGGAUUUUGCUAUCGACUUCCUUAUGGGUGGUGUGUCUGCUGCUGUCUCGAAGACUAGUGCAGCACCCAUCGAGCGGAUUAAGUUGCUGGUUCAGAAUCAGGAUGAGAUGAUUAAGCAAGGUCGUCUCUCCGCUCCCUACAAGGGUGUUGGUGAUGCCUUCGCUCGAACCUACCGUGACGAGGGACCCCUCGCGCUGUGGAGAGGUAACACCGCCAACGUUAUCCGGUACUUCCCUACGCAGGCUCUUAACUUCGCCUUCAAGGAUUACUUCAAAUCUCUCUUCGGCUUCAAGAAGGAGGCUGGCUAUUGGAAGUGGUUCGCCGGUAACGUUGCUUCCGGUGGUGCUGCUGGUGCUUCCUCUCUCCUGUUCGUGUACUCAUUGGACUACGCGCGUACCCGUCUUGCCAACGAUGCCAAGUCAGCGAAGAGUGGAGGUGGUCGUCAGUUCAAUGGUUUGGUCGAUGUCUACAGGAAGACCCUUGCAUCUGAUGGUAUCGCCGGCCUCUACCGUGGCUUCAUUCCUUCCGUCGUCGGUAUCAUCGUGUACCGUGGCCUCUACUUCGGUGUCUACGACUCCCUUAAACCUGUCGUUCUCGUUGGCGCACUCGAGGGAUCCUUCUUAGCUUCUUUCGCUCUCGGAUGGGGUGUUACGAUCGGUGCCGGUCUUGCUUCGUACCCUCUGGACACUAUUCGUCGUCGUAUGAUGAUGACGUCCGGCUCUGGUGUCAACUACAAGUCGAUGUUUGAUGCUGGUUCUCAGAUUAUUGCCAAGGAAGGUACGAAGUCGUUGUUCAAGGGAGCUGGUGCCAACAUUCUUCGUGGUGUUGCUGGUGCUGGUGUCCUCUCGUUAUACGACGUCUUCCAAAAAAUGAUGUUUGGCAAGAUCUACUCCGGCGGAUCUGGUUAAUUGAGCUCCAGGUGUCUUGGAUUGUUGCUACUAUACCUUUGUUACGGUAUUUGGUCGUUAUUCCUCCGAUAGAACUCCUUUAUCUUUAUGUUUUGGUGGGUAUUCCGAGCAUUACCUUAGCAUUAAACGACCUACUGCAGAAUGCAAUGGAUACUCUAAUUCAAUUGAUGUGGUGUGGUUUUGUGUGCAAU
This is a messenger RNA of Marasmius oreades (fairy-ring Marasmius), 1346 nucleotides long. RefSeq lists its product as uncharacterized. Gene Ontology annotation, cellular component: mitochondrial inner membrane. The record is from RefSeq and is a predicted model, not a curated record. Gene Ontology annotation, molecular function: ATP:ADP antiporter activity. Gene Ontology annotation, biological process: mitochondrial ATP transmembrane transport; mitochondrial ADP transmembrane transport. The transcript is spliced from 8 exons. NCBI's taxonomy places the organism in Eukaryota, Fungi, Basidiomycota, Agaricomycetes, Agaricales, Marasmiaceae. The coding region runs from base 217 to 1155 and encodes 312 amino acids.